AUGGCGGGUUGGUUUUCCUCUACUUCUCCACUCGACGAGCAGGUUGAGCGUGCGACAUCAUCAUCGCUAGAGGACAUUGCUCUCAACCUCGAGAUCUCCGACCUUAUCCGAUCGAAAAGCGUCCAGCCCAAAGAAGCGAUGAGGUCGCUCAAACGGCGACUAGAAAAUAGGAAUCCGAACGUGCAGAUUGCGACAUUGAAGUUAACCGACACAUGCGUGAAGAAUGGCGGGUCCCAUUUUCUGGCGGAAAUUGCGUCGCGCGAGUUUAUGGAUAAUCUGGCGUCUCUCCUAACAGCUGAGGGAGCUCCCCUGAAUACUGAUGUGAAGGAGAAGAUGCUGGAACUCAUUCAGGAUUGGGCUAUGGCGGCCCAAGGCCGCAUGGAUCUCAACUAUCUGGGCGAGACCUACCGCAGGCUGCAGAGCGAGGGUUUCCGCUUCCCCCCGAAGAAUGAGAUUAGUGGGAGUAUGUUGGAAAGCAGUGCGCCUCCUGAGUGGAUUGAUUCCGACGUUUGUAUGCGCUGCCGUACACCAUUCAGUUUCAUGAAUCGUAAACACCAUUGCCGCAAUUGCGGUAAUGUCUUCGAUGCUCAGUGCUCCAGCAAAACCCUGCCCCUGCCUCACUUGGGGAUACUGCAGCCCGUUCGCGUCGAUGACGGGUGCUAUGCCAAAUUAACAUCAAAGUCAUUCAUGCCAUCUAAUUUGUCAGACCGAUCUGCGUUCAAGAACCACUCCAUCACCAAGUCAAACGCGAUGGAACCUCGCGGCGCGAGGGCAGAAGGGGGAUUUGAUGAUGACCUGCGGCGGGCGCUUCAACUGAGCUUGGAAGAGGCUCAGAAUAAGGGCUCUUCUGGCUACAUGCCAUCAACUAGGCUCAAUGACGAACCGGCAAAGACGACUACUCAGGCCAACCACGAGGAGGAGGAAGACGCGGACUUGAAAGCUGCCAUCGAAGCUUCUCUGCGGGACAUGGAGGAACACAAGAAAAAGCAUGCGGCCGCCCUGAAGAGUAAUGCAGCAGCGACGGACUUUUCCGCUCGUGAUACUACCACCGCAACACCCUUGCCCAAAAAUCCCUAUGAGCUGAGCCCCGUCGAGGUAGAAAACAUUCACCUGUUCGCCGCCCUCGUUGACAGGUUACAACAUCAACCUCCGGGGACGAUCCUACGGGAACCCCAAAUCCAAGAGCUGUACGAGAGCAUCGGUGCUCUCAGACCCAAGCUUGCCCGCAGCUAUGGGGAGACUAUGAGCAAGCAUGAUACCCUUCUUGACCUGCAUGCUAAGCUGUCCACGGUGGUGCGGUAUUACGAUCGCAUGCUAGAGGAACGAUUAUCUAGUGCAUAUUCACAGCAUUCGCUCGGAUACGGAACUGUGCCAGGCGGUUCCCCAUACCCCAAUAUAUAUGCUUCAAUGCCUUCCCACGCCGCGGAGGGUAAAACUGGAGCCGAAAACUUUUAUUACGGCAACCCGGUUGCCGAUAGGGCGCCUCCAGUUGGUAACGCUUAUGGAUACCCUCAGUCCAGCAGGGAGAUUCGUGAGCCAGCAGCGGCUCCCAGUGGUCCGACCAGCUCCGGCAUGUAUAAUCAACCGGCUCUGGCAGUGCCUCAAAAUCCGCCGUGGAAUGGAAACGUUCCUGUCGCAUCUCCUCAACCAUCUGCUCCCUCCACUCCUUUCCCCAACAAUCCUUCAGGAUAUCCUGGCCCCUCCGCUCCGACGCAAUACUACGUGUCCGCACCGCAUCCAGAACAAGAUCCGAAUGCAUAUUCAAGUCCCCGGCCUGGGGAGACAGAAAUAUCUCACCAGCCGUCGCCGAUCAUGCGACGAGAUUCUUACUAUCACUCAGCUGGAGCGCCUGUCGCUGCGCGGGCGAGUGCACCGGAACAAUCACCGCCUACAGACCAGGGCCAGUCUCCAGGUUAUAUGCAAUACGCAGACCCUCAUCCUGUGCAAUCGACUGGUCAACCUACCCCUCAGCAUCAGCCGACGGCGCCUCCCGCCCAGUCAUACUACUUCCAGCAACAACCUCCACAAGGCGCACCGCUUCCAACACACUCGCAGACACCAGCUGCGCCAUAUGGAACGUACCCUGGCGGAGACGUUUCCCCGAUCAGUGCGUCUGCACCUCCGGCACAUUAUCAACACGUUGCGCCGACCAAACCGGCAGUUGAGGAAAGUCUGAUUGAGCUGUAG
This is a messenger RNA of Aspergillus viridinutans, 2187 nucleotides long. It is a transcript of the gene vps27, whose product is annotated as ESCRT-0 subunit protein VPS27. The transcript is spliced from 5 exons. Lineage: Eukaryota; Fungi; Ascomycota; Eurotiomycetes; Eurotiales; Aspergillaceae. The record is from RefSeq and is a predicted model, not a curated record. Gene Ontology annotation, cellular component: ESCRT-0 complex. The coding region runs from base 1 to 2187 and encodes 728 amino acids. Gene Ontology annotation, molecular function: ubiquitin binding; phosphatidylinositol-3-phosphate binding; metal ion binding. Gene Ontology annotation, biological process: protein transport to vacuole involved in ubiquitin-dependent protein catabolic process via the multivesicular body sorting pathway; protein targeting to vacuole.